GUCAAAUUUGUCUUAAUCCAGUUACGUAGAACUGUUUAUGACCGUUAGUGACGCCGAAAGAAAGCUUGACUGAAAUCGGCUGUCGAUUCCAUAUUGUUUUUUUUAUAUUAAAGGCCCACAUUGAAAACAACUUUCAACUUGAAGAGCCAUGGUCGAAGGAGACAACAAGAGCGCGAACAUGUUGGCGCAGGAAACUGCGCAGCUGGAGGAGCAGCUUCAGGCGUGGGGCGAGGUGAUCCUGGCUGGGGACCGCGUCCUGCGCUGGGAGAAGCCGUGGUUUCCUGGAGUUCUGUUAGCCAGCACCACUGUCCUCUUCCUGCUCAUUUACUAUUUGGACCCGUCGGUCUUGACGGGCGUGUCGAGUGGCGUCAUGCUUUUGUGCCUGGCUGACUAUCUAGUACCAACGCUGGCUCCCAGAGUCUUUGGCUCCAACAAGUGGACUACGGAGCAACAGCAGCGUUUCCACGAGAUCUGCGGCAACAUGGUGAAAACACAGCGCCGCCUGCUGGGCUGGUGGCGCCGUUUGUGCACACUCAAAGAGGAGAAACCAAAGAUGUACUUCGCGUCGGUGAUUAGCGGCCUGCUGACAGUGGCCUGGAUCGGACAGCAGGUGCACAACCUCUUUCUCACCUAUUUGAUUGUGAGCUUGAUGCUGCUGCUUCCGGGGCUCAACCAGCAUGGCGUCCUGUCCAAGUACACUGCCAUGGCCAAGAGAGAAAUCAACAAGCUGAUCAAGAACAAGGAGAAGAAGAACGAGUAGACACGCAAUGCAAAAUCCACAAAACACGCUAGACCGACACUAACUACUGACUACUUGACUUCCGGCAUUGUGACUGCGCAUCUCGUGUCAUUUUCAUCUCUCGUGUUAUCAUGUAGCUCCUCAUCUUCUAUUAUUCAUCCUCUUUCACGUCAACUGGAUAGCAUGCAGUAAAUGUGCAGAUAUUUCAUAUGAAAAAAUACCAAAUGAGCCUGCUGUUCGCGCAACCGUGUCCCUGCUCCCUCCGCUGACAUCAUGUAAAUAGGCCCCUCCCUCUUCACUCUUGUUUAUUUAUGUGGUCUCUCGUGACUCGUUUGAAUCGUAAUAAUGUGAAUAAAGUUGACUUUAAAGUCAAAUAAAAAUGUCAAUUAUCUGCAGGCAUGAAA
This is a messenger RNA of Syngnathoides biaculeatus (alligator pipefish), 1143 nucleotides long. RefSeq names its product ADP-ribosylation factor-like 6 interacting protein 1 (gene arl6ip1). Lineage: Eukaryota; Metazoa; Chordata; Actinopteri; Syngnathiformes; Syngnathidae. The record is from RefSeq and is a predicted model, not a curated record. The transcript is spliced from 6 exons. The coding region runs from base 149 to 760 and encodes 203 amino acids.